This is a messenger RNA of Chroicocephalus ridibundus (black-headed gull), 4727 nucleotides long. It is a transcript of the gene SCMH1, whose product is annotated as Scm polycomb group protein homolog 1. Gene Ontology annotation, molecular function: histone binding; chromatin binding. The coding region runs from base 758 to 2842 and encodes 694 amino acids. Lineage: Eukaryota; Metazoa; Chordata; Aves; Charadriiformes; Laridae. Gene Ontology annotation, cellular component: nucleus. The record is from RefSeq and is a predicted model, not a curated record. Gene Ontology annotation, biological process: negative regulation of DNA-templated transcription. The transcript has 16 exons.
UCCCCUGCUCCGGGGCCUCUCUUCCCCUUCCCUCCUUGGAGGAAGCCCCUGCCUCCUCCCACCACGCCGAACCCUCUCCGCCUGCGUUGGGAGCGGUGGGACGCGCGUCCAGCUGCGUCUCCAGCAAACGGAGGGGGGCUUCUGUUCUCUCCCCGCUACCUCCUGGCCGUCGGCAGUCAGAGAGGCUCCCUGGGCCGCCUGCCAGAGCCUGCCUGCCCUCCCCGUGUCCCUGCUGCCUGGGGGAGGCCGGCAGCCAGCGAGCAGAGCCCUUAGCAAGUCGGGCUGCACACACGUCGUGCGAGGACAGGGACGAGCAGUGCUUCUCUGAGGCAAGAACCCGGGCCUGGCUCUGGCUCCCGGCAGCACGAAACACCAUUCCUGAAAGCGGCCGGUCUGCAGAGGUGACGGCGUUAGGGUGAGGUUGGCUGCCCGAGCUCGGGUCGAAUGCGUCGGGUGGGCUCUGCAGCGUGUUCCGGCAUCUCCGAGCAGGCGCUCAUCUCCCUGCUGUCGCUGCCGCAGAGAGGCCCUCUCCUCCCCGCUCCCCUCUUUCGCCGGAGUGUGGCUUUUCCUGCCCGAGCAGCGUGUGUAAGGUUUUGAUAUGCCGCAGUAUUUGUACUGACUUUGCUGUCUUGUAGGAAUGAUGGGGAACUAGAGCCCAUGACAGUUCAGUGGAGCUGCUGGCACUUUUGAUAUCUCGACAUCUUCAGUUAUCUAAAAGCAAGCCAGUCCCAGGAUAAGGACAGCAGCGGGUGAUAUAAUGCGGAAACCAGGCCCUCAAAAAGCCAUAGACUGGAAAGAUGGUAAAAAGCACAAGUACGGCCGCCCGUCCGAGUCUCCCUCCCAGUACCAAGGUCACUUCACCUGGGAGAAAUACCUGAAAGAGACAUGUGCCAUCCCAGCUCCUGCCCAUUGCUUCAAGCAGUCAUACACUCCACCCGCAAACGAAUUCAAGAUCAGUAUGAAACUAGAAGCCCAGGACCCCAGGAACACCACCUCCACUUGCAUUGCCACGGUGGUGGGUCUGACAGGCGCCCGCCUCCGCCUGCGCCUCGAUGGCAGCGAUAACAAGAAUGAUUUCUGGCGGCUGGUGGACUCUGCUGAAAUCCAGCCCAUAGGAAACUGUGAGAAGAAUGGAGGGAUGCUGCAGCCUCCACUGGGCUUUCGGCUGAAUGCCUCCUCUUGGCCCAUGUUCCUUCUGAAGACUCUGAAUGGAGCAGAGAUGGCUCCUGUCCGGAUUUUUCACAAGGAACCACCAUCUCCAUCCCAAAACUUCUUCAAGACAGGUAUGAAGCUGGAGGCAGUGGACAGGAAGAACCCUCACUUCAUCUGCCCGGCCACCAUUGGGGAGGUGAGAGGUUCUGAGGUCCUCAUAACAUUUGAUGGCUGGAGAGGUGCCUUCGAUUACUGGUGCCGAUAUGAUUCCCGGGACAUCUUUCCCGUAGGCUGGUGCUCGCUGACUGGAGAUAAUCUGCAGCCUCCUGGAACAAAAGUUGUGAUUCCAAAGAGCCCUUUACCUGCCUCCGAAGUAAACUCGGAGAAACCUAGCAUGCACAGUAGCACAAAGACUGUUUUGGGGCAUCAACAAGGGCAAAGGCGUCGCAAAACAGGGAAGAAGCGUGGUCGAACGACCAAAGCGCUAAUCCAUCACCCCAUGCCUACACCCUCCAAGUCAGUGGAGCCUUUGAAAUUCCCCAGAAAGAGAGGCCCCAAGCCUGGCAGUAAGAGGAAACCUAGGACAUUGCUGAACCCAGCACCCACCUCUCCAACAACCAGUACCCCAGAACCAGACACAAGCACUGUGCCUCAGGACGCUGCUACAAUCCCCAGCUCUGCCAUGCAGGCUCCCACAGUUUGCAUUUACUUGAACAAGAACGGCAGCACUGGGCCCCACCUAGACAAGAAGAAAGUUCAGCAGCUGCCGGACCAUUUUGGACCAGCUCGAGCUUCUGUUGUCCUGCAGCAAGCAGUACAGGCCUGCAUUGAUUGCGCUUAUCAUCAGAAAACAGUCUUCUCCUUCUUAAAACAAGGCCACGGGGGAGAGGUCAUCUCAGCUGUGUUUGAUCGGGAACAGCACACUCUGAACCUGCCAGCAGUAAACAGUAUCACCUACGUCCUCCGCUUCCUGGAGAAGCUCUGCCACAAUCUUCGCAGUGACAACCUCUUUGGGAACCAGCCUUUCACUCAGAACAGCCACAUGCAGCGCUCACACGAGUACGACCACGACAGGUAUCUACCAGACAGAAGCAGUUCGUUAGACGGCACUCUGCAGGGACCAGGCCGGGGUACAAAGCGAUAUUCCCAAGAUUCCCCUCCAUACAGUGCUCCUCUCUCCCCCAAGUUACCAAAGAAUGACCGUCACCCUUUGGAAGGUGAAACCUUUGUUCUGGGAGACGGGCUCCCAGGGCCCUUGGAGCCUCGCCUGGACCCCAUGGACUCUGCCUUGAACUCUGUCAAUUCAUCCAGCCACAGCAGGAGCUCCAGAGACUAUCGCCUGCAAGGAUACAGGCACCUGCACCAACCCUCUAGCCUCAGCCAGGGCAGCACCUCUGCCUUGCGUAGGCUUAGCUCUGGGGGCUCAGACAGAUACCUUGGAUCUCGAGACGUCUCUCGGCUCAGCAGCCGCGACCCCUCGUCCUGGACGGUGGAGGAGGUGAUGCAGUUCAUACGAGAAGCGGACCCACAGCUGGGCCCCCACGCUGACCUCUUUCGAAAACAUGAGAUUGACGGGAAAGCGCUGCUCUUGCUGCGGAGUGACAUGAUGAUGAAGUACAUGGGGCUGAAGCUGGGCCCAGCCCUGAAGCUCACUUACCACAUCGACAAGCUAAAGCAAGGCAAGUUCUGAGAGGACGCUUGGCAGGACGGAUCCUGGAAGCUCCGCUCCUGGCCAUCCAUACCCGCGCUCGCCUGACGACAGGUACGCAUGCACACACACCCAUUUACGCCGCAGACGGACACCUCGCCGACAUCCCGGCCCCGCUGCAGGGGUCCGGCCGCCCGCCCGCCCCUGCGCCAGCAGCCAGGCCCCGGCGGGCGCUCGGGAGGAGGCUGCGCACGGUUGGCCCCGGGGCUUCGCACCAGACUCGAGUCGCCAGCGCUCCUCCACGCACUCCCGGUCCUGCUUCCCUGGGAUGGCGCGGCGGCUCUGGGCAGAGCCCACGGGGACCGGACGCUCCCGCCAGCUCCUUUCCCUUGGCUCGGCGCUCCCGGCCUCGCCUGCUCGGGGCAGCCCUUGGCUCCCGUCCCCUCGGAGGGACGGUGGGCCGGGGGGGCUGGAUGCUUUGCACUUCACCAGUACCUGUCUGGGAGGGGGACGGUGCCCCCGACCCGCACUCGGCCCCCGUAGCACCGCACCGAGCUCAGAGCAACGCCUGCCCCGUCCCUGUCUUCCACACCGGGGGAGCCCGGCUGCCCGGCCCGGGGCCACUCACCUCCCGAGCUCUGCCGGCCCCUCCGCUCCUGGCCUUCCUCCGGCUGGGGACGCCGGUCGGGGAUGGAGACCUUCCUAUUUAUUUCUGACCCGGGAGGCCGCGCGGCGGCACGUGGCGCUGCCCGGGAGCAUGGAGCGAGCUGCUGGAGAGGCGAGGAGCGUGGCUGGGCCUGGCGUGCCCGGGGCAAGGACGGGCCUGGGUCGGCGUCAGAGGCUGGCUGGAUGCUGCAGGACUCGACUGAUCCUUCUCUUUUUUUUUUUUUUUUGAGGUUUUUUUUUUUGAGGUUUUGGGUUUUUUUUAUAAGGAGUUGUCUGUUUAAAAUGAUGAAAUGAUUUUUCUACCUGUUGUUGGACUCACAGCUCUUGGAGAUUUUUAGACAGAGAUGCAAAGGUUCGUCUUCCCAGGGGCCCUCCCGGUCCUCUGGUGUUUCGGUCCGUCCCAGCUCAGCGUGUGCGAGAGGGUGUUGGGUCUGGCGAGUCAGAGGAUCCCGGUGUGGUGACCUGUCCCUGCGCUGCUCUUCCUGCGAGGGCUUUCCCCUGCCCGGGGGCACCUGUUUGUUUCAGACAGUCUAAUGUAUUUAUUUUUGAUGGCACUUGAGCGGUAACCCGCUUCCUAGACACGUUACUGCAGCUGCAAGAGGAGCAUCGGAGCGGAGGCCACCCAGCCACGCUGCUGCGGCCCCUGGGCAGCGGCUGUGGGGACAGGGGCCGCCCGUCCCCUCGAGCGUUGCCUGCCCCAGCCUGGGAUGAGCCGGGGACGGGGGGACGGGGAGCGGCGGAGGCGAGGGCUGCCCCACACACGCACCCACAGCUCCCGCUCCCUUUCUGCGAUGACCAAAGGGCUGGGACGGGGAUCCCCCACUGCAAGCACUUCCCCCUCCUGUCGUCAGCUCACCCUCUGCGCACCCAGAGCAGCGUCCCGCACCCCGUCCCCGCCUCCGCCUGGGCCCCGGCCAGCAGCAGAAGGGGCCCGUGGGGAAGGACCCUCCGGUCUCUUGCACUGGGUCAGGUUUACCCCUAAGGGGAAUAAUUGCAAAAAAAAAGAAAAAAAAAUACCCCAAGCCCCAAAGUAAUAAAAAGGCUUUUUGUCUGUGCUGCAGUCCCUGCUGCGGCGUGUGCUCGGGGGGAGGUGGGGCUCCGGCCCCGUUGCCCGCAGCAUCGGCCCCGGGGACGCCCCUCGUUUCCACCCGACGCUGAUCCCGCUGCAGACAGGUCCCCGUGCGGGGUCAGCCAGUGCUUUCCUCUGCACUUAUUUUACGUUGAUUUGUUUAUAAAUAAAAGGAUAACUAAGUUCCUCCCC